AUGUCCAACAAUAGUUCGAAUGCAUUAAUUCAACAGUUGCUGAAGGCGGAACAAGAAGCGGAGGAAAUUAUCAAAAGGGCUAAGGAUGCCAAAGCCAAGCUGCUAAAUGAUGCUGAAAUUAUGGCGCAAAAGGAGAUCGAGCAGUUCAAGAAAAUGGAAGAUGAAUUGUUUAAGGAAAAACUGAAGGAACUCCCCAACGAAAACGAUACAACCAUCAAUAAGAUGAGGGAGGAGACUGAACAGAUUAUUAAAAAAUAUCGUCAGAAAGCUGCAAGUAUCUCUGAGUCGCUGGUAAACUUUCUGGUCACGAAUGUCAUUACCGUCAACUUGCCCACCAACACAUUAGAGUCCUAA
Messenger RNA from Babesia microti strain RI, 354 nucleotides. Its product is annotated as vacuolar ATP synthase subunit g, putative. The record is from RefSeq and is a predicted model, not a curated record. The transcript has 2 exons. The coding region runs from base 1 to 354 and encodes 117 amino acids. Lineage: Eukaryota; Apicomplexa; Aconoidasida; Piroplasmida; Babesiidae. Gene Ontology annotation, molecular function: proton-transporting ATPase activity, rotational mechanism. Gene Ontology annotation, cellular component: vacuolar proton-transporting V-type ATPase complex. Gene Ontology annotation, biological process: proton transmembrane transport.